CAAUCGGUUCCUCGCGGCUCGCGGUGUCCAUGUCCAGAGCUGCCUCUGCUUUCUGCUUCACACACGAUCGACAGAGCAGCCCGUCCGCACGACAGCCGGCUGGAGACAAGUUUGCUCUGUAAAUUGAUUGCUCUUCUGGAAUUUCGAUCGUGAUGGCAUCAAAUUGGUCCAUAAAGUAUCUCAUCUUCGAUGAUCAGCUCGGUCGCGAGCGAUGGCUCACCGACGCUGAAAUUCUGCGGCCGCCCUUCUUCCCUGGCCGAAUCAUCAACCUUCAGCAGCGGGUGACUGCCAAGUCCUGCAAGGACGGAGGCGUCGAUGUCGUCGCAAACGUUCUGCACAUCAUCGCGGAUUCAGCUCACCAAAAUCAUGGCUCACCGAGCGCAGGCAAAGAGGACAGUCAAGUUGUUGUCAGUGUCAGUCGACUGAGGCGAGUCGCCGCAGCUCUAGAGUCGGAGCCGUCGAUCGGAGGUGAGCUCGAGGUGAGCUUUGGUCCCGCACGGAGGCUGGCCGCCAAAAUUCCGUUCGCUGACACCGAACCGCAUCGCAUUUACAAGAAGUUUGACCGUCCAGCUAGAGAGCUGUGUCGUUAAAUCUGAGAAGUGUCCGUCGCCCGGCGUGUGGCCGUGUGACGUCCAUCAUGGCUUCAAAAAAAUUCAUCGUUCAGUGUGAAGCUGAAGCUGAACCACGAGAGGUGCAUGGUUUUGAGAUCAUCUAUCCUGCGUAUAGCGCAAACAGAUUGGUGGCAGUGGGAAUGCAGGUCGGCGUCAUUUCACUAAUUCCCGGCCAGAAUCCUGUCCGGGCCUUGAUCAUUGGGGAGGUGAACACGCAACAGUCUGGCAGAAUGACUGACUUGCUACAGCCAGCCACCUCAAGCAGACCCAUUAUAGUGACCCCCGAGAUGAAAGGGAAAUAUCUGGAGGAGCAGGAGUUGCUUCUUGACCAAUUCAAAAGCACUCAUAACGCCAAGAUGCUGAAAAACUCUUGAAGGAGGCCGAUGAGUUGGAGAAAAAGCAGAUGCAGCGGAUGAGUGGCGUAAUAAGUGGCAGCUACUCUACCCCCUGGACACCUGCUCCAGGUCCCAGUGCAGCUGCAUGCCCAAGUGCCCCCUCAUGGGCAGCAGCCCAAGGCCCAGCAGCUGCUGGAGCCUCUUGGGCAGGAGCCCAAGGCCUAGCAGCUGCUGGAGCCCAAGGCCCAGCAGCUGCUGGAGCCUCAUGGGCAGGAGCCCAAGGCCUACCAGCUGCUGGGGCAUCAUGGGCUGGAUCCCAAGGUCCAGGCAGUAGAACGACUCUCUAUUCUGCCCCAGCAAUGUUCAGUCCCUUCGGAGAUGCAGUAGAAGGAAGUUUAGAUCACCUGUUGAUACAAGAGUUGACAGUGGAAGACACUACCAAACAAGAACUCAGCGAAGAUGAAGAGGCGGAGGAGGAGCAGUCUGAAGGAGCAGUCCAAGAAAAUCCAAAAAGCACAGUCACAUUGCUCAAUUUUAUGAUGUUGAAACGCCAUGAUGAGGAGUGGACCGUCUUGUCUCUGCACUUGUUCUUGAGAAAUUCUGACAUCGAUUUUCUAAUAAGCCUGGCUUCGGUGCAAGGAAACCCCGAAAAAUUGCUGAAGGGGCUCGGAUGCGUGGCCUACGGAGCCAGAAUCCUUUCGAACUCGGUGUACCUUGGACGUGCUCCGGGAGUUGACUCGUUGGACACCAGAGUCGCAUUCGCUCUUAUAGAUUGCUGCGUCCAAUAUUCAAUCGAACUGGGAGGCAAUGUGCUUACCUACAAACGUGGCCAGAGACUUCUCACCGACCUCUGCUCACAAGCCAAGAGGAUGGCUGGAAACAGAAUGGGCAGGCGUCAUGUCUUCGACGCGGAGGGAAACAACUUCAUCCAACAGCUGCUUCACAAAUACCCUAACAAAGGCUUUAUUCUGAGACGAGGUACCUGAGACGGACUAAACAGCAGCAGAGUGCAAAUGCAUCAUUUCGUUAUGAACAGCAAAGCAAUGGGUUUGAUUUUUGCAGGAGAAAGACUUGAAUUGUCAUUAAUUUAUUUUGUGAAUUAUUAAAAAAAAAUUUAUGAACUAAAACAGAACUGCAAUCGUUCAUUAAAUUAAUCUUAAGUGUAACAAACUUUGAUACGAUGUAGCCAAGAUGAAAAUUGUAUUAAAUAAA
This is a messenger RNA of Neocloeon triangulifer, 2158 nucleotides long. RefSeq lists its product as uncharacterized. NCBI's taxonomy places the organism in Eukaryota, Metazoa, Arthropoda, Insecta, Ephemeroptera, Baetidae. The transcript has 9 exons. The record is from RefSeq and is a predicted model, not a curated record. The coding region runs from base 1015 to 1932 and encodes 305 amino acids.